UUCAAAUGGAUAAGCUCACUACUUAUUUUGAUAGAGAGAGUCAACUUGUUUUUUUUCUUUUUCUCCCCACAGGCUUGAAAAUCAAUCACUGAAUGCAAAAGAACAUCGUUCUCACCGCUGAUACACCUGCACAGACGGACCUGUACCUCAGCUGGUUCAUGAACCUUCAGCUCAGACAUGGCAGACAUCAGCGAGACUGAAAAGGUCCAGCUGCACGCCCCGGAUUUAACGGAGCUGCGUGGUGUGUUACAGGCAGGACUUCAGGACAACUUCGCUGAAGUUCAGGUGAGUGUUGUGGAGUGUCCAGAUCUCACAGAGGAGCCCUUCCAGUUCCCUGUCAAAGGCCUGUGUGGACAUCCUCGCAUCACUGACGUUGGUGGUGUGCCGUAUCUGAUCCCCUUGGUUCAGAAGCACAAGGAAUAUGACAUGAACAUCAUAUCGAAGGAGGUGGAGCUGCCGGGAUGCUUCAUCCUCGGUGCAGCAGGAGCAGCCUCCAGGAUUCUUGGAAUGAACGCGGAGCUGAUGCCCGUGGUUCUGACUGAAGCGGAGGGCCGGCCUGCGGUGAACAGCAGCUACUUCUCCUCCAUCAAUCCAGCCGACGGUCAGUGUCUGCUAGAGAAGUACAGCGACAGAUUCUCCGACUGCUGCUUCGGACUGCUGGGUAAUCUGUACGCCUGCGACGGGAAGCCCGGGAAGGUCAUCGAGGUUCGGGCCAAGAGGAGAACAGGAAGCCACAGUCUUGUGACGGCCAUGAGGACGACGCUGGAGGGCCACUACCCGGAUAAAAGCCUGGCUCUGGGAGGCACCUUCAUCAUCCAGAAAGGGAAGGCUAAAAUCCACAUCAUGCCGAGAGAGUUCUCCGUCUGCCCCCUGAACACCAACGAUGACGUCAACAGCUGGCUGAAGCACUUCGAGGUCAGCGCCCCGCUCGUCUGCCAGUCAGUGCUGGUGUCCAGAGACCCGGGUUUGGACCUGCGUGUGGAGCACACCCACUGCUUCAGCCACCACGGAGAAGGUGGCCACUACUACAUAGACACCACACCUGACACCGUGGAGUACCUGGGCUACUUCAUGCCCGCAGAGUUCGUGUACCGCAUCGACAGGCCCAAAGAGACCCACGGAGUCGGGCGGGAUUGAGGAAAAAUGGAGGAAUGAAUAACAAAUCACAGUGAAUCCAGCAGUAUUUGAUUUAUAUUCUGUGUGUUAUAACACCGCACAGAAACUUUGUAUUUUUUAACAAUGAUCAUGAUGAUUUUACAUCAUUCACUUUAAGCUCUCAAACCACAUUUCUAAAAAUCAUAGUUUAAAGACAAUCACUGCUUUUCCUUUAAUAAAAAAAUGUUGAGUUUC
Messenger RNA from Acanthopagrus latus (yellowfin seabream), 1350 nucleotides. It is a transcript of the gene bkgd, whose product is annotated as chromosome 13 C11orf54 homolog. Gene Ontology annotation, molecular function: zinc ion binding; hydrolase activity, acting on ester bonds. The transcript has 9 exons. NCBI's taxonomy places the organism in Eukaryota, Metazoa, Chordata, Actinopteri, Spariformes, Sparidae. The record is from RefSeq and is a predicted model, not a curated record. The coding region runs from base 178 to 1137 and encodes 319 amino acids. Gene Ontology annotation, cellular component: nucleus.